Messenger RNA from Trypanosoma conorhini, 444 nucleotides. RefSeq names its product RNA-binding protein. The transcript has a single exon. The annotation marks the transcript as partial. Lineage: Eukaryota; Euglenozoa; Kinetoplastea; Trypanosomatida; Trypanosomatidae. The record is from RefSeq and is a predicted model, not a curated record. Gene Ontology annotation, molecular function: RNA binding.
AUGCCCGCCAAGUCCGCUGCCAAGGCCUCUUCGCCCAAGGCCUCUUCGCCCAAGGGCGAGAAGAAGGGCGCCGCGAAGGCUCCCGCGGCAAAGACUGAGAAGAAGGCCCCUGCGCCCAAGGCUGCCGCUGGCGCGCCCAAGGCCGCCGCUGGCGCGCCCAAGUCAGCGGCUGGCGCGCCGAAGCCCGCGGCUGGCGCGCCGAAGCCCGCCGCCGUGAAGGAGACAAAGCAGCGCCCGGCAGCCGGCAGCCACCAUGGCGUGUACGUGAAGAACUGGGGCCAGGGCUCUGUGGACGACGCCAAGGCAGUCUUCAGUGGCGCCGGCAACGUUGUCGGGGUGAGGGUGCGUCGUCGCCGCUACGCCAUCGUCUUCUUUGAGAACGCGGCGGCUGUGAAAAAGGCCAUCGAUCUCUUCAACGAGAAGGAGGUGAUGGGCAGCGUUGUG